CCAACGAAUGAAUGACCCUUUGGCCGGGAUGGGGGCUCCCGGGCCCCGGGGAGCUGCGAAUCCCACCGACUCCUCCUACAGUCUGGGGCGCAGCGGGCCCUUUCCGCGCGACGUGGGGCGCGGGGCUCCCCAGGCUCCAUGCGGCCUGAGCGCGGCUCGGGCGGGGGCCAGCGGAAGCCGGGGCGGGGGCUGCCAGGGCCGGGCGGCGGGUCCGGCUCUCGGAGUGCGCGACGGGGACAAUCCGGACUGUGACUCCUGGGUCAAGGAGAAAGUGCUCUUUCUCCUGCACCCAGAGAGGUGGUUAGGGAAUCAAGGGGACCCCGCACGGGGAGAGGUGGCCGGUGUGGCGGACUUUCCUUGGGAGGACGGCGACCAUCGUGACCGAGAACUCAACUGCCCUUCUGUUUUUCAACGAGAAAAGCGAAUUUCUGGCAGGCGAAUAGCCGCCCCCUCCCAAGCCCCGCCGCGGGACCCCGCAGCCCCCGCCAGAUCCGUGCUCGUGCGGGUGGUGGAUUAUCAGAUGACCCAAGAAGUGCUGCAGACCGCGUGGACGAAGGGUCGCAUGACCACGAAGACCGAGGAACGCUCCAUGACCGCGGUCACUUUUCGGACCACUAGAGACUGAGGCUAUCUACGGGGCGCCGGGACCCCUGCCGAGCCCCGGGAUCCCCUCGCACCGAGAGACUCGCGCCGCGAGAGGAACUGUGCGUCCAGUGAGCUGAUGCCCAGAGGAGCUUAAACACCAAAGAGGGGCCGGGAGAAUGUUCCGGUCCGGUGCACGAGAGAGAAUCCUCAAAAGAAAAUGCUGUUUCGGGAACCCCAACCUGCAAUUAACCGACAGAAAUAACCUUUUAAGAGGCUGGCGCAGCGCUUCUGGGAGGCAGAUGACACCGAGGACAGCUUGAAGAACUGUGGGCCAACAAAGGCCUGGAGGUCAC
This is a messenger RNA of Otolemur garnettii (small-eared galago), 938 nucleotides long. RefSeq names its product chromosome unknown C6orf141 homolog (gene CUNH6orf141). Lineage: Eukaryota; Metazoa; Chordata; Mammalia; Primates; Galagidae. The coding region runs from base 8 to 625 and encodes 205 amino acids. The record is from RefSeq and is a predicted model, not a curated record. The transcript is spliced from 2 exons.